UGAGGCAUCGAGAUCGCAGAAGAGGAAGAGGAAGAGGAGGCGAUCUUCUCAGUUCUCCUCUCUCUACGCGCCUCUCUCUACGCGUUCUGUCGUUGUCGCCCUCUGCUACCAGAUUGCCUGUGGGUUUGGGGUUCGCCGCCGGGAGCGGUGGCGGAAUUUGGAAAUUUAGUAGGGGAAGCGCGUUUUGCUAUGGAGGAGGGAGGAGGUAGUGGCAGUGUUGGUGGCGGUGGAUCUAGGGAUGUUGCCUUCCUCUCCUCCUUCCUCGUCUGCUUCUUCCUUGCUGUCGUCUCAGCUCAAGACCCAUACUGCCCUGAUGGUUGGCAUGUCAGUCCCAGUAAGAACAAAUGCUUUAUGCAUAUGACUGGUUCUCUACCUUGGGUUCAAUCAGAGAGAGUCUGCCAGAAUUUUAGUGGCUAUUUGGCAGCCCUCACUUCAGUUGAUGAGUUGAGUUUUGCUCAAAGCUUAUGCGCUGGAAGCAUUAGAGGAUGCUGGGUGGGAGGACGAGGUUAUAAUUCUUCUCUUGGAUUUCGCUGGAAAUGGUCUGACAAUAUUUCGAGAUGGAAUGAAUCUGUUUUCCCUGGCAAAUCUUUUCAUUUCGAUUGUUCAAGUGCUUCGUGCAACAGAAUGAGCCCACCUGAUCUGUGUACAUUGGUGCCUAAUAGCCAUGUGGCUCUUGUUGCUGAAAGCUGCAAUACAUCACAUGACUAUAUUUGCAUGGUUACUCGAGCAGAAAACAAAUGUUCCCACAAGCUUUGCCAUAUGGAGUAUAUGAUCGCCCUUGCAGCUGUCAGUGGAUUAAUCCUUUUCAUCACUUUGGUUGUUGUCGUAUGGCUGCUAGUAUAUAGGCGAAGCAAGAAGCGCAGACGGUCUCGCAAAAUUUCUAGUCCUUCAACAGCUGCAUUAGUUCCUCCAUUAUGGAAAGUAUUCACCAGCGAAGAGUUGAGAUCAAUUACAAAGAACUUUAGUGAAGGAAACAGACUUCUUGGUGAUGCCAAAACUGGUGGAACUUAUAGUGGUCUCUUGCCUGACGGCUCAAGAGUGGCUGUUAAGAGACUGAAGAGGUAUAGCCUUCAAAGGAAGAAGGAAUUCUAUUCUGAGAUUGGAAGGGUUGCCAAACUUCAUCAUCCUAAUCUAGUUGCUGUAAAAGGCUGUUGCUAUGAUCAUGGUGAUCGCUAUAUUAUCUAUGAAUUUGUUGCCAAUGGACCGUUGGAUCGAUGGCUGCACCACAUGGCAAGAGGCGGUCGAAGCUUAGAUUGGGCCAUGAGGAUGAGAGUUGCUACAACACUUGCUCAAGGGAUUGCAUUCCUGCAUGACAAGGUGAAGCCCCAAGUUGUACACCGCGACAUACGUGCAAGCAAUGUCCUUCUUGACGAAGAGUUUGGGUCUCAUCUGAUGGGUGUAGGUCUUUCCAAGAUUGUGCCAUGGGAAGUUAUGCAUGAAAGGACAAAGACAGCGGGAACCUAUGGAUAUCUUGCUCCAGAGUUCAUGUAUCGAAACGAAUUGACAACUAAAAGUGAUGUCUAUAGUUUCGGUGUGCUGCUGCUGGAAAUCAUCAGCGGCCGACGACCGAGCCAGGCUGUUGAAUCCGUGGGCUGGCAGACAAUAUUUGAGUGGGCGACCCCGCUAGUUCAGUCCCACAGAUAUGUUGAACUCCUCGAUCCUUUCAUAUCUGACAUCCCAGAGGUCGGGGUGAUACAAAAGGCUGUGGAUCUCGUAUACUCAUGCACCCAACUCGUCCCAUCAGUUCGGCCAAGGAUGUCGCAUGUCGUGCAUCAACUGCAGCAGUUGGGUCUGAGAGCACUCUCCGAGCAGCCAAGAAGCGGCACGAGCACCAGCGCAACAUCGCCAAUGUUGCCGUUGGAGGUGGAGUAUCCUCGCUGAAGUUAAUUUAAAUAGUGUUUGUAAUUUACUAUGAUUCUCAUCGCUUAAAGCUGCCUUAGAAGUUAAUGGCGUGUCAUGUAGCCGAUGAUAAUUUACAUAUAUAGUGGUUAUAACUUAAGACUUGUCGAGAACAAGCUUCCUUGGAAGUUACUCUUACAUUGCAGUGCUUCAAGUUUGAUAGUAGUA
Messenger RNA from Zingiber officinale, 2067 nucleotides. RefSeq names its product C-type lectin receptor-like tyrosine-protein kinase At1g52310. Gene Ontology annotation, biological process: protein phosphorylation. NCBI's taxonomy places the organism in Eukaryota, Viridiplantae, Streptophyta, Magnoliopsida, Zingiberales, Zingiberaceae. The record is from RefSeq and is a predicted model, not a curated record. The transcript is spliced from 4 exons. Gene Ontology annotation, molecular function: ATP binding; protein tyrosine kinase activity. The coding region runs from base 190 to 1881 and encodes 563 amino acids.